CAGAAACUGGAGAAAUCAACUGGACUUUGAAGGUUGUUUCACCUGUACAUUUUGCCUAGUGGAGAGAAAGGUACCAAUUUGAAAGAUGAAGACUACAAUUCUACUAUUUUGUCUUCUAGGAUCAACUCAGUCAUUACCAAUGCAGCUCAACCCUGCUUUGGGACUUCCUCCAACAAAGCUGGUUCCAGAUCAGGCAACCCUACUAAACCAACAGCAGCUAAAUCAGGUCUUCCCUUCUUUAAGUCUGAUACCACUGACACAGAUGCUCACACUGGGGUCAGAUCUGCAACUGCUAAAUCCUGCUGCAGGGAUGGCACCUGCUUCCCAGACCCUCCCACUGACCCUGGGAGGGUUAAACGUACAACAGCAGCUGCAACCACAAAUGUUACCAGUUAUUGUAGCACAACUUGGAGCCCAGGUAAGAUUAUUUUUGGCCCCACAAAUCUUCACAGGCCUCAUCUUCCAGCCCUUGUUCCCGGGAGCCAUCCUGCCCACCAGCCAGGCUAAUCCAGAUAUACAAAAUGCGAUCCUUCCUGCAGGACAAGCAGGAGUAAAUCCUGCCAUCCAUGGAACCCCAGAAAGCCCCUUCCCAACUCCCAGUGACACAGACGAUGACUUUGGAGUGAACACCCCUGCAGGCUUCCAAAGGGGCACGCUCACUACUGAGGAAACCACUACAGGGUCCCCAAAUGGAACAAUGUUUGCAGAACUUCUGACAGUGAAGGAGUGA
Molecule: messenger RNA, 730 nt
Organism: Hipposideros armiger (great roundleaf bat)
Lineage: Eukaryota; Metazoa; Chordata; Mammalia; Chiroptera; Hipposideridae
Gene: AMTN
Product: amelotin
Exons: 8
Coding region: 86-730 (214 amino acids)
Biological process (GO): odontogenesis of dentin-containing tooth; positive regulation of enamel mineralization
Cellular component (GO): basement membrane; cell-cell junction
Source: RefSeq, a predicted model, not a curated record